AUGACCGGACGACAAGCGGUAAACACCCUUUCGCGCACCGCACUCUCGGGUGGCUCGGCGGUGUGCCGCUUCGCCUCGACGUCGGCAGCCAAGGCGGCACGUACGCCGCCGCAUCUCUUGACAUUGGCCGAGCUCUCGCCCGCCCAGAUUGGCUCGGUGCUCAAGUCGGCAAUUGAGUUCAAGCAGGCGUUCCGAAGCACCUCGCUCGCGCUUCCCGCAGCGUCGCGCAAGCAGCUCGGCGCAGGCGAGUCUCCCAUCCCGCAGAGCCUGAAGAACAAGUCGGUGGCCAUCAUCUUUAGCAAGCGCAGCACGCGUACUCGUGUUGCGUCCGAGACGAGUGUCGCAUCGCUCGGUGGCUCGGCACUCUUCUUGGCGCCUUCGGAUAUCCAGCUCGGCGUGAACGAGAGCCUGUACGAUACCGCCAAGGUGGUCAGCUCGAUGGUGGAUGGUAUCAUGGCGCGUGUGGCGGGUCACGACGAGGUGGAGCUGCUGGCAAAGCACUCGACGGUGCCGGUGAUCAAUGCGCUCUCGGCGCGCUACCACCCGACGCAGAUCCUCGCAGACCUGCAGGCGAUGCUCGAGGUGUAUGCGCCUUCGGCCACGCCCGGCGACCUCACCGGCCUCGCGGGCCUCAAGGUGGCUUGGGUGGGCGACAGCAACAACAUCCUCAACGACAUGCUUGUGGCCUAUCCGCGUCUGGGCAUCAACCUCUCGGUGGCCACGCCCAAGGGCGCCGCGUACCAGCGCGACGAGCUCGUGUGGGGUACAAUGCAGGACGGCCUCUCGGCACUCAGCAAGUCGGGCUCGUCGCCUGUUGCGCUGGGCCAGGUCAACUGGACCAACGACCCGGCCGAGGCGGUGCGCGAUGCCGACAUCAUCGUCACGGACACGUGGAUCAGCAUGGGCGACGAGGCGCAGAAGGAUCAGCGGCUGCGCGACUUCAAGGGCUUCCAGGUGACCGAGGCCAUGGCCAAGGCGGGCGGCGCCAAGCCCGACUGGAAGUUCAUGCACUGCCUGCCGCGCAAGGGCGACGAGGUGGACGACGAGGUGUUCUACUCGGACCGCUCCAUCGUCUUCCCCGAGGCCGAGAACCGAAAGUGGACCAUCAUGAGCUUGUUUGACCGCAUGUACGGCCGGUGGGAGCUCAUAGACCACGGCAUCGACAGUUUGCCUGCGAGGUCGUGGUGGAAGAGUGCUGUUCGAGUGUUGGUUGAUGAGAUGGACUAUACAUCGCUGCUGUCUGAUACGGCGCGCAACCGGAUGCCUUCGGCGAUCCGCUCGCUGUUCCCCGCCGAGCUCAUCCCGGGCAUGGUGUCGCUGCUGUCGGGCAAGCCGAAUUCGGACACGUUCCCCUUCCAGCGCAUCGUGCUUGAGCUCAAGCCGGCGCAGCCCGACGCAGCACCGGAGCAGAUUGCGAUCGAGGGUGGCGACUUGGAUGUCGCGCUGCAGUACUCGGCCACGAGCGGAAUCCCCAAGCUCGUCGAGUGGAUCCAGACGUUCCAGAGCAAGAUCCAUGCCCGGCCGCUGGUGGCCAACGAACAGGGCGCCGGUAAAGUGUGGAGGUGCUCGUUCGGCAAUGGAAGCCAGGAUCUCCUCACAAAGACGUUCGAGGCGCUCGUCAAUCCGGGUGACUCGGUGGUCUUAGAAAGCCCUGCUUACUCGGGGAUUUUGCCGAGCCUGGUGGCGCACAAGGCACGCAUGUUUGAAGCAGCCACCGACUCGGAAGGUGUUGAGCCGCAUGCUCUUGAUGAGCUGCUUUCCAACUGGACCACUGCCCCCGCCACACAAGGCGCUCCCUUUCCCAAGUUCCUCUACACGACCCCGACAGGUGCGAAUCCAUCUGGCACAAGCGCUUCGGACGAGCGCAAGCGUGCCGUACUCGCCGUCAUCCGCAAACACAACCUGCUGCUGCUCGAAGACGAUCCGUACUACUUUCUCAGCUUUGCCGGACUGAGUGCGGAUGCCGACCCCGUCACGCGGGCGAGGGGAAAAAGCUACUUUCGGCUCGAACUCGAAGACGGUAACAAUGUCGGAAGGGUGUUGCGCUUCGACAGCUUUAGCAAGAUCCUCAGUGCCGGUCUGAGGCUGGGCUUCAUCACGGGCCCGAGGGAGCUGUUGGAUGCGAUUGAUCUCGAUACGAGCAGUCGCAAUCUGCAGACGUCGGGAACGAGUCAGGCCAUCGCAUAUGCACUGCUUAGCAGGUGGGGCAUGGACGGAUUCUUGCACCAUGCCGACUCGGUCGCGCGCUUCUACCAGGACCGACUGGAACGAUUCGAGGCAUCGGCAGACAGCAUCCUGCGGGCGUCGCCCUCGGUCGCCGACUGGGUGCGUCCGACGGCAGGCAUGUUCCUCUGGAUCCGUCUCAAGCUUCCCCCCUCUGGCGAAGGCGCUGCCGACGGCGACUCGUACGAUCUGGUCAGCAACAAGGCCAAGGCUGCCGGCGUGCUCGCGCUGCCAGGCAUCGCAUUCAAGCCGCCCACCGACACGCGCACGCCCAGCGCGUAUGUGCGCACGAGCUUCAGCCAGGUCCCCCUCGACCAGAUCGACACCGCCUUCCAGCGUCUGCGCAGCGUGGUCGAACAGGCAUGGCGCGACGCCGGCCUCGCCAUCCCUGCUUAG
This is a messenger RNA of Moesziomyces antarcticus, 2619 nucleotides long. Its product is annotated as ornithine carbamoyltransferase. Gene Ontology annotation, biological process: biosynthetic process. NCBI's taxonomy places the organism in Eukaryota, Fungi, Basidiomycota, Ustilaginomycetes, Ustilaginales, Ustilaginaceae. The record is from RefSeq and is a predicted model, not a curated record. Gene Ontology annotation, molecular function: amino acid binding; transaminase activity; carboxyl- or carbamoyltransferase activity. The coding region runs from base 1 to 2619 and encodes 872 amino acids. The transcript has 5 exons.